This is a messenger RNA of Peronospora matthiolae, 453 nucleotides long. Lineage: Eukaryota; Oomycota; Peronosporomycetes; Peronosporales; Peronosporaceae. The record is from the annotation of a GenBank genome assembly.
AUGCGGUGUGCGAGUAAGGCCGCCGAAAGCGCGUCCGCACGUCUCUGUGCGGACGCCGAAGCAGAAACCACAGCAACUAUUGUCUCAUCGGUUGCUGAGGCGACCCAGCCUGUGUCACCUGGUGAUGCAGGCGCUCGUCGUGAAGACACUCAUGUCUUCACAGAGUAUGAGCUCGGUGUCCAAUACUCUCCCGAUACGGAAGACGAAUCCGUAUCGACGGCGAUCGAAACCAAUCCGCCUGCCAAGCGUGGCAUGGAUGAUGCUAUGCGUCGUAGCAUCUCGGUUCAUAUGACGAAUCAGAUGAAACAUCGCCGAAGCGAAAGCGCUCGAGGUCGCACGACUCGGGCGCUCACAGUGGUGUCGGUUCUCCUAUUUACACCACUUCGCAACGAGGUGCCAGUACAUCUGUCGGCACGUCGCAAGAAGAGCAAGACCGCAGAUCUAUCACCUUAA